Eurytemora carolleeae is the source of this 2133-nucleotide messenger RNA. RefSeq names its product glutathione synthetase. Gene Ontology annotation, molecular function: glutathione synthase activity; ATP binding; glutathione binding. Bases 36 to 1535 code for a protein of 499 amino acids. Gene Ontology annotation, biological process: glutathione biosynthetic process. The transcript has 11 exons. NCBI's taxonomy places the organism in Eukaryota, Metazoa, Arthropoda, Copepoda, Calanoida, Temoridae. The record is from RefSeq and is a predicted model, not a curated record. Gene Ontology annotation, cellular component: cytosol.
CAGUUCUAUAUCUCAACUCUGUAAAAUUAGAAAAAAUGGGUGAGACGGAUCUGUAUCCAUGUGUACCCCUGGAGAUGUCAGCUGACCGGCUUGAUGACCUGGUGGACAAAGCUAAAACCUACGCCCUCAUGCAUGGGAUCUGUAUGCGAAGAAAGGAUGCUUUUGAUACAGAUGCUCUCCACUUUGCACCCUUUGUUCUCUUCCCUUCUCCUUUCCCGAGAAAGGAAUUUAAUAAGGCCAUCGAAAUACAAACAAUUCUCAAUGAGCUUAUGCACAAAGUUGCCCAUGAUGAUGAUUUCUUGAGAGAAUCCUUGAAGAACACAAUCCAAGUGGAUGAUUUUACAGGACGACUGUUCCAGCUUUAUGAUAAAGUUCAGAAGCAUGGUGGCUCAGCUCAGGAACUAAGCUUGGGUAUGCUUCGGUCUGAUCUCAUGCUAGACAAUCAUUGCUGUCCUAUCGACUCGAAAUGCAAAUUAAACGGGCAAGCAUUCUGUUGCUGGAAACAAGUAGAGCUAAAUACUAUAGCUUCAGGGUUUGGUUGGUUGGGUCCUGCUUCAGGUUUGCUCCAUAGAUAUGUUGUACAAGAGGCAGGAUAUCCGGAGCAUUUGAAAAAUAUCCCUGAGAACAACGCCUUGUCUGGACUAGCCAACGCGCUGGUCAACUCCUGGAAACUGUACAAUCAACCUAAAUCCGUCAUACUCUUCCUGGUGGAGGAUGUAACCUACAAUAUCUGCGACCAGAAGUUCCACGAAUUUGAAAUCAGAGAACAAUGCCCCGAGGUUUUUGUAAUUCGGAAAACUUUGACAGAGAUUGGAAACCGAGGGAAACUUACGGAGGAUAAAAGGUUGAUUAUUGAUGGACAUGAGGUUGCGGUAAUCUACAUGAGAUGCGGAUACCACCCGGACCAGUACCCGUCUGAGGUUGAGUGGGAUGCCAGGUUUAUGAUGGAGAUGUCUCUAGCGAUCAAAUCUCCGAGUGUACAUUAUCAUCUGGCAGGGACGAAAAAGGUUCAGCAGGAGCUAGCCAAGCCAGGAGUACUGGAGAAGUUUCUAGGUGAUAAGGCCAAGAUUGAAUCCGUCCGAGAUAUUUUCACUGGACUCUACUCUCUUGAUAAGGAUGAAAUUGGAAAUGCCUCCUUCCAGAGGGCAAUUGAAACCCCGGAGAAAUUCGUCCUAAAACCGCAGAGGGAGGGCGGUGGAAACAAUGUUUAUGGAGCAGAUAUAAAACCCUUCCUGGAGAAGAUCGCGGACUCGGAUGAAAGGAGUGCAUAUAUCUUGAUGGACAUGAUUGAACCUCCCAUCACGACCAACUACAUGGUUCGCCCCGGCGAGGCCCCUUUACUCGCCAAGUGCAUCAGUGAACUUGGAAUUUUCGGAUAUGUGAUAGGAACGAAAGAUUCCAUAUUGGAGAAUAAACAAGUUGGUCAUAUGCUGAGAACAAAACUAAGUCAUGUGAACGAAGGCGGUGUUGCUGCAGGGCUUGGUGCUCUAGAUUCUGUUUACUUGGUAGAUGCAUCAAGAUGCUGUUUAAACUAGGGAAUGCAUCAAGAUAUUGUUCAAAAUAGUGGAUGCAUCAAUAUACUGUUUAAACUAGUGGAUGCAUCAAGAUACUGUUUAAACUAGUGAAUGGACCAAGAUACUGUUGAAACUAGUGAAUGGAUCAAGAUACUGUUGAAACUAGUGGAUGCAUCAAGAUACUGUUUUAACUAGUAAAUGCAUUGAGAUACUGUUUAAACUAGUGGAUGCAUCAAUAUACUGUUCUAGUGGAUGCAUCAAGAUACUGUUGAAACUAUUGAAUGCAUCAAGAUACUGUUUUAACUAGUGGAUGCAUCAAGAUACUGUUUAAACCAAUGAAUGCAUCAAGAUACUUUUGAAACUAUUAAAUGCAUCAAGACAUUGUUUAAACUAGUUGAUGUAUCAAGAGACUGUUUAAACUAAUGGAUGCAUCAAUAUACUGUUUAAACCAGUGGAUGCAUCAAGAUACUGUUUUAACCAGUGGGUGCAUCAAGAUACUGUGAAAACCAGUUAUUGCAUUAAAAUAAUUUUCCUAUGAUCCAUUAAGAUUGUAUCAGGAUGUUCGUAAAACUAGUAGAUGCAUUAAACCCAGUGGAUUAGAUUAAUAGUUUUUAAAUAA